GGUUGUUUUUCGGUAUAAAAGAAGAUUCUCUUCGAGUCAGGAUCAUCAGACGAUAAGAGUCCUUCCGAUCGGAUACGCGUUCGUUGUUUUUGCCUUUCCUUCGCGAAAAAUGAAGUGCUUGCUGGUUAUUUCGUUACUGGCCGUUGGAGCUCAGGCCUUCUUCACCCCGGAGCAACAUGAGGUGGCCAAGAAGCUGACGACGGCUUGUGUCACGGAAAUCGGUGAAGGACUGCCGGACAACGUUGGGGACCGAUUCCGUGCGGGAGAUCUUACGCUGACUGAUGACAAAAGCAAAUGCUUCAUGAAGUGUGUGUUCGGUAAGGUUGGCUUUAUCGAUGAUGCCGGAACGAUCAACAAAACUGCGCUGGUGGAGAAGCUAAGCAAAGGAAACACCCAGGCCAAGGCGGAAAUGUUUGCUGAAAAGUGCAGCAUGUUCGAGGGUGCCAAUGCAUGCGAGAAGGCGCAUGGGCUGUUCGAGUGCUACUGGAACAAUAAGGCGAUUUUUCAUUAAGGAGUGUGGAUGCACAUGCGUUGGACUAUGAAACGGGUUGUUGAUGAGUGAAACCAUUGGCAGUAUUACGAUUGAUAAAUAAAUUGAUUUAUGAGAGUACACUCUCACAGUU
Messenger RNA from Aedes albopictus (Asian tiger mosquito), 623 nucleotides. Its product is annotated as general odorant-binding protein 56d-like. Bases 110 to 511 code for a protein of 133 amino acids. Gene Ontology annotation, molecular function: odorant binding. The transcript has 2 exons. The record is from RefSeq and is a predicted model, not a curated record. Gene Ontology annotation, biological process: sensory perception of smell. Lineage: Eukaryota; Metazoa; Arthropoda; Insecta; Diptera; Culicidae.